AAUUCAUAAACUGUUGGUGCCUUUUCUGUUUUUACUGUCUCAUACACUGACCAUUUGGAAUAUGUGUGAUGUUAAACGAAAAUGUAUCCGUUUUCCAAACUUGCAUAUUUCAAGGUGCACCAUAACUACAAACACUAAAUCCUAGUUCAGCUUUGUGAUGAACACUGCGAUCUUGUCCUGCAUGGGACUUUUUAUUCUUUCUGUAUCUGAUUACUCAUCUCUGACGGGAGAUAACUGCUGUCUUUUCAGGGUCAUAAGAGGUGUCUAAUCCAUUGCAAAUCAAAAAAAGAACUCAAUGAAAGAAAAAAACUGGAUCAAUAUUGACCUAUUUAAUUGGCCCAUCAGUAGCAAAACACUAUCGUAGUCAGUGAAAUGAAGGAUAGCUUCAAGUCCUUGAAAUAGCACUGUCAGGUUUUGGGGACCAAAGAUAAAAAAAAAAAAAAAAGAAAAAGACCUGCAAAUAAAUUGCUCUUGAAACAGUAGUACCUAUCAAAGCUCAUCAAAAAGAUAACAAAAUUGAUAUAAUGUAAGCUAUGCCUGAUCAACAGCUGAGGGCAAUGUCAGAAAAGGAAGCCUGCAGUUAUUAAAAAGAAUUUAUCAGUGAGAAUGCUAGUACGACCCAGGGAAAAGGAUUAUUUGAUUGUUAGGAUUAGCAAGCGUAAGGUAAAAAUAGGAGUCAUCAAGCUACCAUACCUUGAUAGAAGUAGCCCUUAAAACCUUUUUGCUUUGCCCCCUCAUUCUUGUUCUUCAAGAAACUUUAAAAUGUAAUCUUUAGUAUAUGCAGGUUAACUGACAUUCAGGAAAAUUCUGAAUUCACUAACUCACCUAGUCAAAAAAUAUUUACAGAGUACCUACUGUUAAUAUUAGGUACUAAUAGGUGGGGGAAUCAAUAAAGUAAGACUCAUUUGCUAAGCCAGCCAUGCAAAGAUCCAGGAGAAAGGUAGCACAUGUUGGGUAAUAACCACCUAGGCUUGUUAGGCGAAUGGUAAGGCCAGUGUGCCUAGACAAGAGGACAAGGUAAAGAGUGGGAUACAAAAGGAGCUAAGUGCCAGAUCAUGUAGGGCCUUGGGAGUAACGGUAAGGAGUACAUGCCUUAUUCUGGGCAUAAUCAAAGGCUAUGGAGGAUUUAAAACGGAGAAUGACAGUCAUCUGAUACACAUUUUUAAGAGUACAAUCAAGAUUUAAGAUACUGUUGACAAGUAGUGUAGGUUGAGUAUCCCUCAUCUGAAAUGCUUGGGACCAACCAGAAAUGUUUCAGAUUAUGGAAUACUUGUAUUAUACCAAUUGAGCAUCCCAAAUCCAAAAUCCUCCAACGAACAUAUCCUUAGAAUGUCAUGGCAGUGCCCAGAAAGCUUUGGACUUGAGACUCAGAAUGCUCAACCUGUAGUAGUAACAAAGUUGGUGAAAGUGGUUUGGUUCAAGAUAUAUUUUGAAGGUAGCCCCUUCCAGACCUGCUGCUACCUUGGUCAUGGAUGUGAUGAAGGGACGGAAGGAAUCAAGGAUGACUCGCGGGUUUUUGGCCUAAAACUUGGUUGAGUAGUGAUGCCAUUAAGAGGCAAGUUUGGACGUAAAAAAUGUGUUUUGCAAAUAUUAGGUUCAAGGUGCUUAUUAGACAUGUAAGAGAGGUGUCAACAACAGGCAGAUUGAGACUGAAGCUUGGGAUAGAUUAAGACCAACGAAGGCGACUAAUUUUGCCAUUCUCAUCCACCUUAUAGUAUUUCGAGACAGCCAACUUAACCUUCUUUCUCUUAUGCUUAUUCUUCUUGGGAGUGGUGUAAGACUUCUUCCUUUUCUUAGCGCCACCACGGGAAGUCUCAACACAAGAUGAAGAGUGGACUCCUUUUGAAUGUUGUAGUCAAACCAUUUAAGCUCCUAGGAAUUUUGGAUGUUGAAAACAUCCCCUGUGCACGGGAUUCGGUCUUGUAUGGUUCAUUAGGAUCCGCUGUGGCUGGCCUUGGACAUCUUUUGUUAACUAGUAGAAUUAGAAGAUCAUGUGAUGUUGGAGUAGGAGGAUUUAUCUUGGUGACUUUAGGAUGCUGGUUCCAUUGUAGGUAUAAUAAUGCAAAGCAAAGAAUCCAGGAAAGAAUUGCCAGAGAAGGGAUUAAAAAUAAGAUACUAUAUGAAAGCACCCACCUUGAUCCUGAAAGAAAACAAACUGACGGCGACAGCAGCAGCUAAGCAAUCUUGAGCACAGAAUACCAAACACAACUCCCUGAUGUCGACGUGAACAAAGCUGGUAUUAAUCACAUAAAACAUUUUAUGUUCAAUAAGCUCGCCAUCAAGUAAAUAAAGUAUGUGUAAGUUGUA
This is a messenger RNA of Lemur catta (Ring-tailed lemur), 2307 nucleotides long. Its product is annotated as cytochrome c oxidase assembly protein COX20, mitochondrial. Gene Ontology annotation, cellular component: mitochondrial inner membrane; mitochondrion. Lineage: Eukaryota; Metazoa; Chordata; Mammalia; Primates; Lemuridae. Gene Ontology annotation, biological process: mitochondrial respiratory chain complex IV assembly. The coding region runs from base 1825 to 2178 and encodes 117 amino acids. The transcript is spliced from 4 exons. The record is from RefSeq and is a predicted model, not a curated record.